AUGGCUUUGCAAGAUGUCUGUGGCUUUCAGGAGACCCCACUGUACCCCGGAUGGAAUUGCUCUGCCUCCUGCUUCGUUUUCUCCGAUGACAGAGCCCUGUGUGCUCACCCAGCAGACAAGGAGGAAGCCGCUGGGAGAGCACGUUUCGAGAGAGGCGGGGAGAGCCCUCUUCGGCUUCUGCUCCCACCUUGGCAGAGCGUCACUCACAGUCGCGGCAGGCAUUCCCUUUUCUCUGCUACAGUCACGUCCACCCCUUGGCCUUUCACGCUGGCCCACGGCACCACUACUCUGGCUUUCACGUUCCAGGGGGGCGUGAUCGCGGCAGCCGACACCCGGGCCAGCUGUGCGGGUCUGGUCGCGUGCCCAUCUGCCCGGAAGGUGACGCCCAUCCACUCGCACCUGGUGGUCACUUCCUCGGGCAGCGGGGCAGACUGCGUGUUGUGGGAGAGGGUCCUAGCCAGGGAGAUCCGACUAUACCAGCUCCGGCACGGCCGAAGGCUGUCGGUCAGCGGGGCAGGCAAGCUGCUUGCGCUUAUGCUGCACCCUUUCAAAGGCACUGAGGUGUGUGUAGCAGCCACUCUGUGUGGUUGGGAUGAAGGGGAUGAGCCAGGCCCCAGGGUGUGCUAUGUGUGCAGUGAUGGCCUGCGGCUGAACGGAGAGCUGAUUUCAGUAGGCUCGGGCUCUCCCUACGCGUACUCCGUGCUGGAUGCCGGCUGGAGGUGGAGUAUGACUGUGAACGAGGCCGUCGCCCUGGCUAGGGAGGCUGUCUACAGGGCCACUCACAGGGACGCGUAUUCCGGGAACAACGUAGACCUGUUUCACAUCACUGCCCGAGGAUGGAAGUGCAGAAGAAGGGAGGAUCUGAAGGAAGAAUACUACAAAGAGAAUAGGAGAGGAAAGGAGAUGAUGUGA
Molecule: messenger RNA, 912 nt
Organism: Electrophorus electricus (electric eel)
Lineage: Eukaryota; Metazoa; Chordata; Actinopteri; Gymnotiformes; Gymnotidae
Gene: psmb11a
Product: proteasome 20S subunit beta 11a
Cellular component (GO): cytoplasm; proteasome core complex
Molecular function (GO): threonine-type endopeptidase activity
Source: RefSeq, a predicted model, not a curated record